UUCUUUAUCAAAACAAAGAUGUCAACGGUCGCCAUCUUUACAAAGGGACUUAAUUUAUUUAUGUCAAAAUAAAAAUUUACUGCGAACGAAUCAGUUCAGAAGUUGAUUUUAUUCAGUUUAGUUUGUUUCAUCCGUUUCGUUCCGUCUAUAGAGAUUUUAUUGACCAACAAUGCAAAUAGCAAAACGACCGCGAGCGGAUUGUAGUCCUCAGCAGAAGGAUGAUGACGUAAAUUCAGACGACGAAGAUCUAAGAACGUUAUUUUGCGCCAAUCUUCAUGAACACACCACAGAAGAAUUGUUGUAUGAGCUGUUCAUACAGUCUGGUCCUGUUGAAUCGGUGAGAAUCCCCAAAGAUAAGGACGGUCGUCCCAGGCAGUUCGGAUUCGUAACAUUUGUUCAUACGUGCACGGUGCCUUACGCCCUUGAGCUAUUCGCUGGAACCCGCCUUUUCAACCGCGAUCUGGUUAUCAGGUACCGUAAUCAAAGCCCGCGAAGUCAAAACCUAGGCAAAAGACGACGAAUCGACAGCAAUUCGCUAUCGGGGGAUGCUUCGCCUGUCUCCAGCCAUCCGAGAUGUGAGGAGCCUCGCAAUACAAAACGGCGCUUUCAAUCCGACACCAGCAACUCCCUUAGGAUGGGUGGACAAGGUGGCUCGAGUGGAGGUCGACAAGAUGCAAAUAUGCAGCCACGGUUCACACCAAAUCAGAAAAAUUCUGACAGAAUGCAACAGGGAGGAGACCGUUUUAAGGUGAACGACCUAGAACAGCUCGGAGCGAAAUUUCUGUUUGGUCAAUUCGAUAACAGGGGCGACAUGAAUAUGUUCGACAAGGCCUUGAAAAAUGCCCUAUCGGCUGAAGGCGCAAAUCGGUCAUUUAAAAACGACAGAGGGAAAGGUCAGUCGCACAUGAAACAUAAUUCUCAGUCUUCGAACCCAUUCCGAUCGCCGCAACAAUCUACUCCGCGAAACAAUUCAGAACAGGGUCGCGGCCGCCAUGGCGACAAAGACCGCGCGGCAAACCGUCGCCGCGGCAACCAAAACAAACGCAGAUAACAGGAACUCGUGGUGUUCUCUCUUUAUUUAUUUCUGAGGUUUCGUUUUUAAGAGUUUUCGUACAUUGAGAUGUCCGUACAUUUAAGUUAAUUAGAAAAUGAAAAUGAUGAAAAUGUGUGAAUUUAUCCGAUUGAAUAUGUUGACUAGUAAUGUAGAUAAAAUGUCGCUAUCUCUGUAUGUUUUAUUUAUACUUCACUUCUCGAUUGAAUAACAAAAUACAAUGGAUUUUGUGAGUUUUA
This is a messenger RNA of Hermetia illucens (black soldier fly), 1290 nucleotides long. Its product is annotated as RNA-binding protein 7-like. Gene Ontology annotation, molecular function: single-stranded RNA binding. The coding region runs from base 170 to 1051 and encodes 293 amino acids. Gene Ontology annotation, cellular component: nucleus. The transcript has 2 exons. Gene Ontology annotation, biological process: regulation of alternative mRNA splicing, via spliceosome. NCBI's taxonomy places the organism in Eukaryota, Metazoa, Arthropoda, Insecta, Diptera, Stratiomyidae. The record is from RefSeq and is a predicted model, not a curated record.